AUGGCGACGAGCCCGCUGCCCGCCCCCACGGACAUCCUGCUGCCGUCGCCGUCGGGCGCCUUCCCGCCGGAGCCCAUGAGCCAGGCGCGGGCCGGCCACGCCGCCAUGAAGCCCAACCAGGUGGGCCAGGUGAUCCUCUACGGCAUCCCCAUCGUUUCGCUGGUCAUCGACGGGCAGGAGCGGCUCUGCCUGGCGCAGAUCUCCAACACACUCCUCAAGAACUUCAGCUACAACGAGAUCCACAACCGUCGGGUGGCUCUGGGCAUCACGUGCGUGCAGUGCACGCCGGUGCAGCUGGAGAUCCUGCGGCGGGCCGGGGCCAUGCCCAUCUCGUCCCGCCGCUGCGGCAUGAUCACCAAGCGCGAGGCCGAGCGCCUCUGCAAGUCCUUCCUGGGCGAGMACMRGCCGCCCAAGCUGCCCGASAACUUCGCCUUCGACGUGKYGCACGAGUGCGCSUGGGGCUSSCGSGGCAGCUUCAUCCCSGCGCGCUACAACAGCUCGCGCGCCAAGUGCAUCAAGUGCAGCUACUGCAGCAUGUACUUCUCGCCCAACAAGUUCAUCUUCCACUCGCACCGCACGCCCGACGCCAAGUACACGCAGCCCGACGCCGCCAACUUCAACUCGUGGCGCCGCCACCUCAAGCUCACCGACAAGAGCCCCCAGGACGAGCUGGUCUUCGCCUGGGAGGACGUCAAGGCCAUGUUCAACGGCGGCAGCCGCAAGCGCGCCCUGCCGCCGCCGCCCGCCGCCGCCGCGGCCGCGCCGUCGUGUCACCCGCUGGGCGCCAUAAGAACAAGGAGCAUAAUUUUUUCAUCACAGACUCAGAGCCUUCAGGAGGAGACUUCUGGAGAGAUAUAGCAGGCGAACACACUCAAGAAACCAAUUCACCUCAUUCACUGAAGAAGGAUGUGGAAAACAUGGGA
This is a messenger RNA of Nothoprocta perdicaria, 923 nucleotides long. It is a transcript of the gene SKOR2, whose product is annotated as SKI family transcriptional corepressor 2. The record is from RefSeq and is a predicted model, not a curated record. The transcript has 3 exons. Gene Ontology annotation, biological process: negative regulation of BMP signaling pathway; negative regulation of transcription by RNA polymerase II. Gene Ontology annotation, molecular function: SMAD binding; RNA polymerase II cis-regulatory region sequence-specific DNA binding; DNA-binding transcription factor activity, RNA polymerase II-specific. The coding region runs from base 1 to 858 and encodes 285 amino acids. Gene Ontology annotation, cellular component: transcription regulator complex; nucleus. Lineage: Eukaryota; Metazoa; Chordata; Aves; Tinamiformes; Tinamidae.